Molecule: messenger RNA, 1182 nt
Organism: Drosophila mauritiana
Lineage: Eukaryota; Metazoa; Arthropoda; Insecta; Diptera; Drosophilidae
Gene: Osi22
Exons: 2
Coding region: 100-1098 (332 amino acids)
Source: RefSeq, a predicted model, not a curated record
UGGCCAUCGCUGAUCGUGCCACAUUUUGCAGCAGGCCAUUGCAGCGGUUGCACCAAGAUUAAUUCACGCAGACCCACAGCCAACUGACAUGCAACAGAGAUGAGCGACUUGGUGAGGUUCCUUUUACUGACUGUGCUCUGUAGUUCGCUGGCUCUGGCCCAGGACAGCAGUGGCGAUGGCAACCAGGAGACAUCCACCGCCAGCCAGGAGGCAGCUCGAGGUUUGGCCAGCAGCUAUGAGCCGGAGGACAAGCAGGCGCUGCGCAAGAACUCGCACAUCUUCAUGGGCAUCUACAAGAACUACAAGAGCACCUAUUUGGGCAACAAAACGACCAGUGAGUACAAGAAACGUCUACGGGAUCGCGUGACUGCUCCCCAAAUGGCGGAAAAUGAGACACCUGAAACGGUUGAGCCCGAUCAAGAGGACCCAAGGGAUUCUCUGGCCCAGGAAAUUCGUCAGGAUGCCCAGGCCGAGGCUCUGAUGGAGACCCAAACAGAGUCCCCCAACUACGAUGAUAGUGAAUCACUAGCUGCCAAAAAACGACGCAAACGCAAGCGCAAGGAUCGCAACAAGCGAAAGGAGGAGGUGGAAUCCGAAACUGAUCAGCCCGAUCCUUCGACGGAGGACGAGAGCAUACAGCGGUACAAUGUGGGUCCUGGACUGAACGUCAGUCUGGACAUGAGCAACGAUAUAGUGCAUGUGAAACUGGAUGGCGAGAAUCUUAAGGAGAUCAUUGGCGCUCGCUGGUUAACCUUAGACAAUAGUGAAGAAGGUCGCGGCAAGAAGUACGACAUGAUCACCAAAGUCUUACCACUCUUCAUUCUCCCCUUCCUCAUCCAAUCGGCCAUUGUUCCAUUUCUGGUCACCAAGCUGAAGCUGCUCCUGGUCAAAUCGAUUCUGGUGGGCAAGCUGGCCAUCUUCCUGCUGAUCAUCUCGGCCAUCAAGAAUGGCAACAAGAUGGUACAGAGCUACGAGGUGCCCUCCUACUGGGCCGGCGAACCAAGUCGGAGAUCGGAGUUGGCCGCCGCUGCCUCCUCGGCGGCUGCCGCAUACAAUGGCUAUCGGGUGGAGGGUAAGCCAACCACCUGGAUCAGCUAGGCGGUCUCACAUGGCUAUAAGUUUCGGUUCUAGGCUUUUAGUGCUUCCAAAUAAACAUAUACACAAAUCGGGUUGAUCAUCAUA